AGUGAAUUGGAAGUGGUGCCACUGUUCCGCGGGACUUUCGAGGGACUUUGCACAUGCUUCCCAUCCCAUGCGCCAGGACGGGUAAGGUAUGCAUCGCUGACAUACCACACCUUUAACGAACCAGCCAAGCAGGUCCGGGAACACAACAUUGUUACACCUGCUGCUGUUGGCGCUUCCACCUAUUCGUAUCCCGGUACCACUGGGAAAACCAUUAUGCCGCCGUCGCGUGAGCACCACCCUCAAACCCACCGCACCGAUUGCCGCAGCCCAACAUGACCACCUUGGACGCCGACCUGGACCCACUAUGGCAGGAUCUCGACUGGGCCAUCGGCCAGAUGCUGAUUAUGGGAUGGGAUGGAACCGAAGUGACUCCCCAGAUCCGUAACCUGAUCGAACAACACCAUGUGGGCUCUAUCCUGCUCACUGCAAAGAAUCUCAAAUCUGCCCAGCAAACAGCAAGACUCGUCCAGGAACUGCAAACCAUUGCCCACCAAGCCGGCCAUCCUCACCCCUUGCUGAUUGCACUGGACCAGGAAAAUGGCGGCGUUAACAGCCUCUACGAUGAGGACUACAUCUGCCAGUUCCCGAGCUCCAUGGGCCAGGCUGCUGCCAGCAGUGCGGAGCUGGCCUACAAGGUCGCAAAGGCCACGGCGACCGAAGUCUCGGCCGUUGGCGUUAAUCUGAUCCUCGGGCCGGUGCUGGAUGUCUUGACCAACGCGCGCUAUCAACCAUUGGGUGUCCGGGCCAUCGGUGACGACCCUCAAGAAGUCUCGCAAUAUGGCAUUGCCUCCAUGAACGGGUAUAAGGACGCCGGCCUUGCCACCUGCGGGAAACACUUCCCCUCGUACGGGAACUUGGAUUUCCUCGGCUCCAGCUUGGAUAUCCCCAUCAUUACUCAGACGCUAGAAGAACUCUCCUUGAGUGCCCUCGUCCCUUUCCGUAACGCCAUCGCCACGGGGAACCUAGACGCCAUGUUCAUCGGUGGCUGUGGCAUCACAAACCCCUCCAUGAGCGUCAACCACGCCUGUCUGUCAGAGCAGGUGAUCGACGACUUGUUGAGAAAUGAGCUCGGCUUCCAGGGUGUUGCGAUAUCAGAAUGCCUCGAAAUGGAGGGCCUCCGAAACGAAAUCGGUGUCAGGACAGGUACUGUCAUGGCGGUGGAGGCCGGCUGUGACUUGGUGUUGCUGUGUCGCGCCUACGACGUGCAACUUGAGGCUAUUGCGGGUCUCAAACUUGGAGUGGAGAACGAACUCAUCACAAAGGAGCGCAUAUACACGUCCCUCAAGCGGGUGUUUCGGAUGAAGAAGUCAUGCACGUCGUGGCAGAAGGCAUUGAACCCUCCCGGUAUCAGCUUGCUGUCCAAGAUCCACCCCGGACACCUCGCGCUCUCGCUAAAGGCCUACGAUGAUUCCAUCGCCGUCAUACGGGACAACGAUAAGCUUCUUCCGCUGCCCAACUCGAUGCAUCAGGAGGAGGAAUUACUCUUACUCACACCUUUGGUGAAGCCGCUCCCAGCUUCUUCCAUGACCAAGGCGCUCCUGGAAAAGAACAAACUCGAGGCGCCUACGAAUCACGACAAGUGGGUGCACCGCGACCGAGGGGCUAUCAUGAGCGGCGAAGGCGUGUUUAGAGAACUUGGAAGGUCUCUCGCUCGUGCUAGACACGGUAAACUGUUGCAUACUUCCUACACUGCGAACGGUGUUAGACCAGUACAUGAAAACUUGAUCAAUCGAGCCUCAUGUAUCAUCAUUGUUACGGCAGAUGCCAACCGAAAUCUGUACCAGGCAGGCUUCACCAAGCACGUCUCCAUGAUGUGCUCAAUGCUGAGGGCGAGCGGCCAGAAAAAGUCGCUCAUUGUCGUUGCUGUCAGUUCGCCUUACGACUUUGCAAUGGAUAAGUCGGUUGGGGCCUACAUCUGCACCUUCGACUUCACCGAAAUGGCCAUGUCCGCCCUGGUACGAGUCCUGUGUGGCAAGUUCAAACCCCAGGGGACGCUGCCGGGUACGCUUAGAAAGAGUAGAAAGGCACUCAAGUCCCGACAACACUGGCUUGUCGAAGCCUAUAAUCGCAACCGGGAUGCCAGGGGGCUGAACGAUCUCCUGCAGGCCCUAGCCAGAGCCAGCGCCCCAGCCCUCCAGUUCUUACAGACGACGAGGGCACACGCUUUCGAGCUACUCAACCCCAACAUCGAGGAAGCCCACUUCGUGGUGCGCAAUAGUAGCACCCAAGCUCUCUACGGCUUCUGCGCGACCUACUUCAUCCAAGGCACCGGCAUCAUGGGCGCGCUCUUCGUCGACCCCGCCAAGCGGAACGUCUCCAUCGGCAGAUCCCUCCAGCGCCGAGCCCUGCGUGGCCUCGCGCAGAAACCCGGCAUCAAAAAGAUGCAACUCGGCAUGUCCUUUCCGGGCGUCUUCCUGGGCAUUCCCGCCGAUGAUAGCGCCGGUCUCAAGCAGUGGUUCGCCAACGGCGGGUGGGACCUCCAAUUCCCGCGGCGCCUCGCCAACAUGACCAUCCCCUCCCUCAGUAACUGGAGCGCCCCGGAGGGCCUGCUGCAGAACAUCCAGCGCGCAGGAAUAAGCUUCGACCUGAUCCACGGCCCGGACAACGCCGACAGCGUGCUCGGCCACAUCAUCGCCCACGCCAACCCGGAGGUGAUGGAGUUGUACCGCUUUGCGCUACAGGAGACCAAGAGCUGUGGCGUCGUCCGGGCCAAGGGCCACGCCGAGAGCUUGUUGGGUACCGUGAUUAUCUGUAGCCCGGGGAGCCCGUUGGCCGGAUUCAUCCCUCCUCUACAUCCGUCCCUAGGGCAGGAGGACGAACCGAUCGGGGGGAUUGUGGCGCCCCUUGUCGCGUCGUCGGCGCCUCAGGCGAGUUUGGUGCUCCAGGGUCUGGCGCUGAUGGGGUUGAGGCAGAAUAAGGCGCACAAGUCGUUCAGGAGUGUGUUGAGCUGGGUGCAGGACGAGGCCCAUGAGCCGCUGUUGGCGAUGGGGUUCGAGGCGGUACAGGCUUUUGAGGAGUAUACAAACUCACCUGAUAACUGGCAGGAUCUGGCAUAAGCUGGGUGAGGAUGUUAGUUUGGUGGACCAAUGUAUUCAGGAGCAAUUUAUGGGCAUGACAUCACUGGGACUUCACGUCAGGCUGAGGCUUUUGGUCAUCUCUUCUCCUAGUACUCGUGUUUCUCGUUUUGGGUUUCUUGACUUGAGCUUUCAAGUUGGCAUACCGCAUUUCAUACUUGGAUAUCUCGACCAUUGUCCCCAUUUUGAAGUGGCCUCCCACAGUCUCGACACUGGGUACAUGUUCCUGGGUGAAUCGCGCCAUGAGAGGCGGUUUGUCCGCUGACAUCAGCUUUCGUGACCGUAACUGACAUACAACAUCUGGGACACUUUUAUAAGAAGGAUGGCUACUUAAAGCCUAUUUAAGCAGGUUGAACAAAAAAUGAGAAUCACAAAGAUGUACAAAGUACCGAAUUCGGAAGACCUGAGUUAUCAAA
Molecule: messenger RNA, 3490 nt
Organism: Chaetomium fimeti
Lineage: Eukaryota; Fungi; Ascomycota; Sordariomycetes; Sordariales; Chaetomiaceae
Product: glycoside hydrolase family 3 protein
Exons: 5
Coding region: 273-3056 (927 amino acids)
Biological process (GO): peptidoglycan turnover; carbohydrate metabolic process
Molecular function (GO): hydrolase activity, hydrolyzing O-glycosyl compounds
Source: RefSeq, a predicted model, not a curated record